Morchella sextelata is the source of this 1431-nucleotide messenger RNA. RefSeq lists its product as uncharacterized. Gene Ontology annotation, cellular component: nucleus; cytoplasm. Gene Ontology annotation, molecular function: protein binding. The transcript has 5 exons. Lineage: Eukaryota; Fungi; Ascomycota; Pezizomycetes; Pezizales; Morchellaceae. The record is from RefSeq and is a predicted model, not a curated record. Bases 1 to 1431 code for a protein of 476 amino acids.
AUGAAUUGCAUGAAUAUCAGCUACUUGGCAAGAAAUCGCAGUAGAGGGUCAUUGUUUUAUCGCCUCUCUCUCUCCCGGCCAUAUUCCGAACAAAAUGAACCUCGUUGGACGGCGUUCAGAAGGAUUAGGCCUUCGUCGGACCAGCCCCAAGGGUUCCAUGGGGCCGAAGAAGUAGACGCAGAAUGGAAUGACGAGUCUGCGCUCGAUCCUACAAGCUUCCUGGAGAGGAGAGGAUUGCGGUCACAGGUGUGGGACAACCCCAAGACAGCCGCUGAACCACCUGGAGGCCCUAAUCCUUCCCUCUGGGCACGACCUGUGUGGCGUCCAGUUAAGCUAAAAAGAGCGGUUUCCACUGAGGGUGACGAGGGAGACGAAUCUACACCAAUAUAUGUGAGGGAAAGCACAAGGCCUGUGGUUCCAGAGGAAAACGGAAACAAGAACCUCCACCGGGCAGUCGAUCCGUGGAACGGGGAGGAGGUCAAGAAAGUACUGGAGAAAGGUGAUGCCGAUAUCAAUUGUCGAAACUAUUUUGGAAUGACACCACUCCAUCGGGCUGCCCAGCAAAAUCUGUCAGAGGCGGUAAAGACUUUAUUAAAAUUUGGAGCCGACGUAACGAUAAAGGAUAAUAAGGGAUUCACACCCCUUCAGCUUGCUGUAGCGCACAAAGCAAAAAUGGCUAUACCAGCGCUUUUAGCUGCAGGUUCCGACCCGAAUACACAAAGCGAUGAUGGAGAAACACCACUUAACAUUGCGAUCAGAAGAAAUUCCGAUUACAUUGUGAAGUUACUACUCAAUGCGCGUGUCACGGUAAACCCUCUAGAAGGCACAAAGUCUCCUCCAGUCCACCUCGCAGCAAGACUCAAGCGGAAGGCCAUCUUAUCACUGUUUAUGAAGGCGAAUCCUAAGUUGAAUCUCCGGGAUGAGCUUGGGAGGACACCCCUUCACCACGCGGCCGAAAAGGAUGAAUACAAAGGGGUUUUCAUGCUCUUGAAUAGACACGCCGAAAUAAUAGACAUUCAGGAUUAUGAAGGGAAUACAGCGCUUCAUUUGGCUCUAAAGAAUGAUUGCCAAACAACAACAGCAAUGUUGGUGCAAAUGGGUGCUGAUUACACUAUACCAAAUCAUGAGGGUGGCGUGAUGGACGAAGCGUUAGUUGAGGUCGCCUUUGAUAAACUCGUGCGUUUCCGCGGAAUACCUGGAAUGAAAACGAUGUAUUAUGGCCCAUUUCCGAAACCGAGACCGGUUAAGCAGAUCAAAACAGCUAUAAUGGGCGUGGGAGAAGAUUGGGCCGAUAAGAUGGCCGAAGAAAAAGAAGCGGCAAGACUCAGAAAGAGGGAGCUCAGGGAGCUCCGGUUGGAAAAGCACAAGGAGAUCAAGGACAAGUGGAAAUCGCCUUUUGUAUUUGGGCAAGAGAAUUCACCUAGUGAAUAA